Sorex fumeus (smoky shrew) is the source of this 1602-nucleotide messenger RNA. RefSeq names its product cell adhesion molecule 1 (gene CADM1). Gene Ontology annotation, cellular component: plasma membrane; neuron projection; synapse. Lineage: Eukaryota; Metazoa; Chordata; Mammalia; Eulipotyphla; Soricidae. Gene Ontology annotation, molecular function: signaling receptor binding. The transcript is spliced from 12 exons. Bases 39 to 1442 code for a protein of 467 amino acids. Gene Ontology annotation, biological process: susceptibility to natural killer cell mediated cytotoxicity; cell recognition; detection of stimulus. The record is from RefSeq and is a predicted model, not a curated record.
AGGAAGCCAGCGCCGCCAGUGUGAGGCAGGUGCCCGACAUGGCGAGUGCGGUGCUGCCGAGCGGAUCCCAGUGCGCGGCGGCGGCGGCGGCGGCGGCGCCUCCCGGGCUGCGGCUCCGGCUCCUGCUGUUGCUCCUCUCCGCCGCGGCGCUCGUCCCCACAGGUGAUGGACAGAAUUUGUUUACAAAAGACGUGACAGUGAUUGAGGGAGAAGUCGCGACCAUCAGCUGCCAAGUCAAUAAGAGUGACGACUCUGUAAUUCAACUCCUGAAUCCCAACAGGCAGACUAUCUAUUUCCGGGACUUCAGGCCUUUGAAGGACAGCAGGUUUCAGCUGCUGAAUUUCUCUAGCAGCGAACUCAAAGUGUCGUUGACAAAUGUCUCCGUUUCUGACGAAGGAAGGUACUUCUGCCAGCUCUACACUGACCCCCCCCAGGAGAGCUACACCACCAUCACAGUGCUGGUCCCGCCACGGAACCUGAUGAUCGAUAUCCAGAAGGACACUGCCGUGGAAGGAGAGGAGAUCGAAGUGAACUGCACUGCCAUGGCGAGCAAGCCAGCCACCACCAUCAGGUGGUUCAAAGGGAACAAGGAGCUCAAAGGAAAGUCGGAGGUGGAGGAGUGGUCAGACAUGUACACGGUGACGAGCCAGCUGAUGCUGAAGGUGCACAAGGAGGACGACGGGGUCCCCCUGAUCUGUCAGGUGGAGCACCCCGCCGUGACCGGGAACCUGCAGACGCAGCGCUACCUAGAAGUGCAGUAUAAGCCUCAAGUGCAUAUUCAGAUGACUUACCCUCUCCAAGGCCUCACCCGGGAAGGGGAGACGCUCGAGUUAACAUGUGAAGCCAUCGGGAAACCCCAGCCCGUGAUGGUGACCUGGGUGAGACUCGAUGAGGAGAUGCCUCAGCAUGCCAUCCUGUCUGGGCACAGUCUGGUCAUCAACAACCUCAACAAAACCGACAACGGCACGUACCGCUGCGAGGCGUCCAACGUGGUGGGCAAGGCCCACUCGGAUUACAUGCUGUAUGUAUACGAUCCCCCCACAACUCUCCCUCCUCCCACAACAACCACCAUCACCACCACCACCAUCCUUCCCAUCAUCACAGACACAACGGCGACGACAGAGCCAGCGGUUCACGGCCUUACUCAGUUGCCCAAUUCCGCAGAAGAACUGGACAGUGAGGACCCUGCAGAUUCCCGAGCCGGGGAGGAGGGCUCCAUCCGGGCUGUGGACCACGCCGUCAUCGGCGGCGUCGUGGCCGUGGUGGUAUUCGCCAUGCUGUGCUUACUCAUCAUUCUGGGCCGCUACUUCGCCAGACACAAAGGCACAUACUUCACUCACGAAGCGAAAGGAGCCGACGACGCCGCCGACGCAGACACGGCCAUCAUCAACGCAGAAGGAGGGCAGAGCAGCUCGGAGGAAAAGAAAGAGUACUUCAUCUAGACCGGCCUUUCUGUUUCCAUGAGGUGUCCAGCCGGCCCUAUUUAGCUGAUAAAGAGACAGUGAUCUUGGAACUUGCGAGAAAGUCUGUGUGUUUUUUCAUGGAUGGGUGGAAAGGUGUGAGACUGGGAAGGCUUGGGAUUUGCUGUGUAAAAAACAAACA